Stegastes partitus (bicolor damselfish) is the source of this 1828-nucleotide messenger RNA. It is a transcript of the gene actr6, whose product is annotated as actin related protein 6. Lineage: Eukaryota; Metazoa; Chordata; Actinopteri; Pomacentridae. The transcript is spliced from 9 exons. The record is from RefSeq and is a predicted model, not a curated record.
AUUGGCUGGUGGAGUUACUGAAGCGGUAAUGGCGGAACCUUGUGUCGCCGAAAGUGUAGUUAUGUUCUGUUUCAAUAAACGUGGAUUAAAUUUGAAUUAAUCCGUUUAAUGUGAACUCUUAAAAUGGCGACGUUGGUUUUGGACAACGGAGCGUACACGGCGAAGAUCGGAUACAGUCUGGAGAAAGUCAGUGUCAUUCCAAACUGUCAGUUUCGCUCCAAGACGUCCAGAUUAAAAACCUUCACAGCCAACCAGCUGGACGAGAUCAAAGACCCCUCAGGUCUCUUCUACAUCCUGCCUUUCCAGAAGGGUUACCUGGUCAACUGGGACGUCCAGAGGAAAGUAUGGGAUCACCUGUUUGGAAAAGAGAUGUUCAAGGUGGAGUUUGCAGACACCAGCAUCGUCAUCACAGAGCCCUACUUCAACUUCAGCUCCAUUCAGGAGUCGAUGAACGAGAUCCUGUUUGAGGAGUAUCAGUUCCAGUCGGCUCUCAGGAUCAACGCCGGCUCGCUCAGCGCUCAUCACUACUUCCACGCCAAACCCACGGAGCUCGGCUGCCUGGUGGUCGACUCCGGGUUCUCCUUCACCCACGUCGCCCCCUACUGCCGGAGCAAAAAAAUGAAGGAGGGCAUCCGCAGGAUCAAUGUAGGAGGGAAGCUGCUGACCAACCACCUGAAGGAGAUCAUCUCCUACCGGUAAAUACAGCAAAUGCACGUCUCUGUGGAGGUUUUUACUUAAAAUCAAGACGCGCCCGAGUGAGACAACAUUCUUUCUAAAAAAAUAAAUAAUAUAGUAGGGCUACAACGACUGAUUAGUGUGAUUACUGAUGAACCCAUUGAUCCAUCCACUGGUCCUUCUGUCUUUCAGCCAAAAGAAGAGAUGGUGUUUAAUGGAAAGUACAAGACAGGAGAACAGAUCCUGCGUCUGGCCAAUGAACGCUUCGCCGUCCCCGAGAUGCUCUUCCACCCGUCGGACAUCGGCAUCCAGGAGAUGGGAAUCCCCGAGGCCAUCGUCGACUCCAUCCAGUCCCUGCCGGAAGAGAUGCAGCCCCACUUCUACCAGAACAUCGUCCUGACCGGAGGGAACUCUCUGUUUCCGGGCUUCAGGGAGCGUCUGGAGGCGGAGCUUCGAUCGCUGGCCCCCGCCCACCUCCCCGUGUCGGUGCUGCUCCCUCCCAAUCCGGUGUGUUAUUCGUGGGAAGGAGGGAAGCUUCUGGCCCACAACCCCGACUACGACGAGAUGGUGGUGACUCGGGAGGACUACGAGGAGAACGGACACUGCAUCUGUGAAGACAAGUUUGAUAUCUGACUGAGCUGAAGCUGAACUGGAUCCGUCUGUUCUGGAUUCAACACGGACUCAAACAAGCGAAAUAUGACGUUCCUUCUGCAGCACUUGGAUUUUAUUUUAGUGUCACCAUGUGCUGUUAAAUGGUGUAAACAGUGUUGGACUAAUUACACUGUGACACCACAUCCAACCAGACUACAGACUUCUUUACCUUUUGUUUAUAUUUUCGUCACAUGCCUACUUUUUCUGUCUUCAACAAGCGUAGAGGAAACUUUCUGAAAUCCAGGAAGAACCUGAAGUGAUUUAGAUUCAAAGAAAGAUUUUGAGACGUCUUUUUUUACGUAAUAAUAAAGACAAAAGAGGUAAAUGUAUGUUAUUUUUUUAUUUCACAUUGUUUUUUUAUUGAGUCUUUUGAAGUGAAGAGCUCAUAGAUGAUGACAAGAAACCUUCAUCAUCAUCAUCAUCAUCAUCAUCAUCACAGUGUUACAGACGUAGACAACACACGACAUGAUGUGGAAAACACAAUAAAACAAUUUUUUGUGUC